AUGCAGUUUGACCUUUCCUUAUACCUGGUCACUGACUCGACCCCAGCCAUUCUCAAGGGUCGCGACUUAUGCACCGUGGUGGAAGAGGCCUUGAAAGGAGGUGUGACGCUGGUCCAGUACAGGGACAAAACCAGUGACACCGGGGAACUAGUACAAACUGCUAGAAAACUGCACCAUAUCACCCGGAAAUAUGGGGUUCCCUUGCUGAUCAAUGACCGCGUGGAUGUUGCUCUCGCCAUAGGGGCGGAAGGAGUCCAUCUUGGUCAGGAUGAUAUGGGUAUUGAGGAGGCGAAAAGGAUCCUCCCUAAAGAUGCCAUAGUUGGUAUCAGUGCUACUUCGAUAGAAGAGGCCCAGAAGGCAGUGGAUUCCGGUGCCGAUUAUCUCGGAAUAGGAGCUAUGUUUGCGACUCCAACCAAAACCAACACAAGAUCUAUUCUCGGGACCGCGGGCACUCGGGCCAUCCUUGAUGCCCUUUCGACCUCCGGUCGCUCGGUCAGAACCGUAUCCAUUGGUGGAAUCAACCUCUCUAACGUGCAGCGAGUCCUCUAUCAAUCUAAAUCUCAAAACAAAGGUCUGGACGGCGUCGCCAUUGUCAGCGCCAUUAUGGCCGCUGACGAUCCCAAGGCUGCUGCCGAGGCGUUCGUUCAGCACAUUGCUACUCCGCCUCGAUUUGUGCGUAGCCUAGUACCUCCUCCGAUUCGUGAUGUCCUUGCACUGGUUGAGGAUGUGCCGCGAAUCGUCCACAAGGUUGUGCAGGGAAAUCCGUUGGUGCACAAUAUGAUCAAUUUUGUUGUAGCCAAUUUCGUCGCCAACGUGGCUCUGUCAAUUGGUGCAUCGCCUAUCAUGUCUCCAUACGGAGACGAAGCAGUUGAUCUUGCCCAGUUCCACGGCGCUUUGCUCAUCAACAUGGGAACUCUGACCAACGAGAGCGUUCCCAACUACCUCAGAGCAAUUCAUGCAUACAACGCUCGCGGAAACCCUGUCGUAUAUGAUCCUGUCGGCGCCGCUGCCACACACAUUCGACGCCGGGUGGUCAAGCAGCUCAUGGCAGGCGGAUACUUUGAUCUCAUCAAAGGAAACGAAGGAGAGAUCAGACAGGUCUACGGAAGUAGCGGAGUGACUCAGCGUGGCAUUGACAGCGGGCCAAGCCGCCUCGAUGGUCAAGAGAAGGCCGAAUUGGCGAGAGACCUGGCCCGAAGAGAACGGAACAUCGUGCUCCUCACUGGCGCUACUGACUAUCUUAGCGAUGGGGAGCGAGUGUUUACCAUUGAGAAUGGCCAUGAGCUACUUGGACAAGUCACUGGUACUGGCUGCGCCGUCGGCACAGUAUCAGGAUGCUUCCUAACCGCCCACCCAUCCGACAAGCUCCUAGCCGUCCUGGCCGGCAUUCUCAUGUACGAGAUUGCUGCCGAAAAUGCCGGUUCGAAGGACUAUGUCCGAGGACCUGGAAGCUUCGUCCCUGCGUUCCUGGAUGAGCUCUACGCCAUCCGCCAAGCGGCUAUGAAGGGUGACCACAGCUGGAUCUCGGGACGAGCAAAGGUGCAGGAGAUUAAGUUGUAG
Molecule: messenger RNA, 1560 nt
Organism: Aspergillus tanneri
Lineage: Eukaryota; Fungi; Ascomycota; Eurotiomycetes; Eurotiales; Aspergillaceae
Product: bifunctional hydroxyethylthiazole kinase/thiamine-phosphate diphosphorylase
Exons: 7
Coding region: 1-1560 (519 amino acids)
Biological process (GO): thiamine biosynthetic process
Cellular component (GO): cytoplasm
Molecular function (GO): thiamine-phosphate diphosphorylase activity; hydroxyethylthiazole kinase activity; magnesium ion binding
Source: RefSeq, a predicted model, not a curated record